Molecule: messenger RNA, 1152 nt
Organism: Chlorella variabilis
Lineage: Eukaryota; Viridiplantae; Chlorophyta; Trebouxiophyceae; Chlorellales; Chlorellaceae
Exons: 3
Coding region: 1-1152 (383 amino acids)
Biological process (GO): GPI anchor biosynthetic process
Cellular component (GO): membrane; glycosylphosphatidylinositol-N-acetylglucosaminyltransferase (GPI-GnT) complex
Source: RefSeq, a predicted model, not a curated record
AUGCCCCGGCGCCAUGCGCCAGCUGCGGGCGCCGGCCCGCCGGCGGCGGAGGCGGGCGCGGGCUCGCCGCCGGGCCGCCCCCAGCAGCAGCGCUGGCGCAAGGUGCUGUAUGAGCGGCAGCCCUUUGACGACUCCUACACCGGGGAAGGUUUCCUGGAAGAGCUAGUGGUCAACGCCACGGUGCCGCACCGAGAUUACGCCACCGUCGUCUGGUCAACCCUGGUGGUUGACCAGCAGCUGAGCACGGUGGCAGCCGGCACCGUGAGAGUGCGCCAGCUGCUGCUGGCAGAUGUGUUGCUGAUGGUGGUGGGGUCCCUGCUCUACCUGGCCGCCAGCGCCUGGACAGCCACCCAGGAAGCAGCAGGCGCAGCAGUAGGACGAGCACAAGGCCGCACCAGCCACCCAGCCUCUCCAGCCAAGCCCAGCGGAGGAGCACCCUCCAGCCCCGGCAGCAGCUGGCCAGGCAGCCCCGACCCUUCUCCCUACCCAUCGCCAGCCAAGCCGCCACCAGGCGCAAACAGCGGCAGCAGCAGCACCGGGCGGCCGCCAGGGCCGCAGCGGCGGCUCGGCUGGCGGCGCGCGGCCGACGGCGCGGGCAGCAUGGCCAGCCUGGCGGCGGCCACCGCGCUGCUAUCCCCGCUGCUGGGCACGCUGACGGAGACGGUCAGCUCCGACAGCAUCAUCGCCUGCGCCUGCCUGCUGCAGCUGGCCCACCUGUACCUUCACGACUACCACUUCACAGCCAACCUGACCGCUCACCUCAGCGCCAGCCUGGCGCUGGGCUGCGCCGUCUGCGGCAGCGUGCUCAUCGCCAGCCGCCUGGGCAGCCCCGAGGCGGUGUAUGCGCAGCUGCUGCUGUCUCUGGAGCUGUACAUACUGGGACCGUACUGCCGGCGCUGCGUGGCGGCCGCCGGGCGCGCCGCGCAGCUGGGACAGACCCUGGCCAUGGCAGGCGCCGCGGGCGCGCUGCUGGCCCGCCAGUCCAUCCUCCUCACCUCCUCCUUCUGCUGCGCCCUGCUCUUCAUCACCUUCAUCUGCCCCUGGUGGCUGGUGCGCAUCCACAAGUUCAAGGCAGCCAUCAACGGGCCGUGGGACGAGGCGGUGCCGCGCCUGUCGCGCGCCGUCACCCGCCAGCUGUCGCUCGCGCGGUAG